Messenger RNA from Rotaria sp. Silwood1, 1734 nucleotides. The record is from the annotation of a GenBank genome assembly. Lineage: Eukaryota; Metazoa; Rotifera; Eurotatoria; Philodinida; Philodinidae.
AUGACUCUAGAAUCGUUAACGAACAAAUUAAUACAUGAAAUAUUCGAAUAUAUCAGUACUCAACAUCUUCUUCAUGCAUUUUAUGGCAUUAAUGUUCGUUUUAAUAUGCUCAUUUAUGAUCAUAUUCGAGAUCAUGAUGGUCUUUUUCAAUCCAUAUCUAAAUCAUUGUUCAACACACUUUGUAUCAAAUAUCUUCCAAUGAAUAAGCAUCGAAUUUUUUCACUACAUCUGUCCGACAAUGAUGAUUCACCACAACAAAUCGAAUGCUUCUUCAACAAUGGUUUUCAUCUUCGAGAAUUCAUUCAACUUCGAUAUCUAACGUUAGAUUUUAUUCAUAGUGAAAAUACAACGAAACGAAUAAUGUUAGAAUUGCGUCAUCUACCUUUACUGACGGAUUUAAAUUUAAAUCAAUGCUAUCUUCGUAAUCAUCCAAAAUAUCAACUAAAUUUUGUCAAUAAUAUUUGGAGUUUACCAAAACUCAUUCGAUUGAACCUAAAUAUUGUACCGGAAUACAAAUGCUGUUUAUCCGUACCGACAGUCAUCUCAUUAAGUAUUGAAUAUCUUUCUGUCACGGGUGUUUAUUAUGAAAGUAAUGAAAUUGAUCGUCUCUUCAAAACUACACCUCGACUUCGAUCAUUACUAGUUGAAAUGACGUGUACAACAUCGAAUAAUGACUUUACAAUUGUUCUUCCAUCGUUAAAUCGAUUGAAUAUCAUGUUCCAUUCAGCUCAAAAAAGCACAAUUGAAAAUCUGUUACGUAAUUUACCGAAUUUAAAUGCAUUAAAAAUUGAAAUAUUAGAUCUUUGUUUAAAUGGUCAUGAUUGGGAACGAAUUAUCACUAAAUAUUUAUUAAAACUAAAGCGAUUCGAAUUUAAAGUAGAUGAUAAUUUUUCAAAAAAUUGCAUCAUAAGUAAAGAGAUCAAUCAACUUCUUCAAACUUUUCAAACUCGAUUCUGGAUUAAUACUCAUCGAUGGUUUGUUCGAUGUGAUCUAUUUGAAACAGAGCAUUAUUCUUUGUACACAUUACCGUAUGCUUUUAAAGAUUUUUCUCGAUUACCAAUUUUUUCAAAAUCAACUUGUUCCGAUGAUUUUAAUCAUUCUCGUAUGUAUGAUUAUGUAUGUAAUAUAUCGAGUCCAUUGACAUUUUCAUCUUAUAUAAUCAAAAUUCAUUUUCAUUUUCAAAAUCUUCAUCAACUCUCUAUUAAAUGUCCUAUCGAUCAAUUGUUUUGGUCAUGUAUUUCAAAUCUGAAUCGUCUAUGUUCACUACGUAUUUUUUGUUAUGAUGGUCGAAAAUCAUAUCGCUCUCAAUUACAAACGAUUCUUGAUCGAGCACCAAAUUUAAAUUCUCUAAGUUUGCUGAAUUCACCAUCGGCAAUUUCACAAAUGAUCUCGUUUCAAUAUAAAAGUAACUCAAUACGUCAAUUAGAUCUGCAACCAUUAGGUGACUGGUAUAAUAAACAAGAUUGUCAAACAUUGAGUCGUUCAUCGCUCGGAACCCAAUGUGAAACACUUUGUAUUCGUGUAGAAAAUCGAGCAUGUAUAUUUGAUCUGGUUUAUACAAUGAAAAAUUUACGUUCACUCAAUGUUCGAUGUCGCGACGACAGAUGGAACGAAUACAUGGCAUCAGACAAUGAUGAAUUAAUUCAUUGGUUAAAAAGAUAUCUGCCAUCAACAUGUACAGUAACUAGAGACUCUUGUUCACAAUCGAGAAAUCUUCGUUUGUGGAUUCGUUAA